Molecule: messenger RNA, 892 nt
Organism: Calypte anna (Anna's hummingbird)
Lineage: Eukaryota; Metazoa; Chordata; Aves; Apodiformes; Trochilidae
Gene: LRRC10
Product: leucine rich repeat containing 10
Exons: 1
Coding region: 1-837 (278 amino acids)
Molecular function (GO): protein binding
Source: RefSeq, a predicted model, not a curated record
AUGGGCAACAGUCUGAAAGCCAUACUUGCUUUUUUGCCCUCAAAUGAGUGCCAGAAGUACCUCCUGGAAGACCUAGAAGAGAUGCCAGUGGAUAAAAUGGUGGAUCUGAGCAGCCGGCAGCUGCGGCAUCUGCCUCUGCACAUUUGCUCUUUUAGGGAAUUGGUCAAACUGUACCUGAGUGAUAACAACCUGAACUAUCUGCCCCCAGAGCUGGAGCAGCUGCAAAACCUGCAGAUCCUGGCCCUGGACUUCAACAACUUCAAAGCACUGCCCCUGGUUGUGUGCACGCUGAAGCAGCUGUGCAUUCUCUACCUGGGCAACAACAAGCUCUGCAGCCUGCCCCUCGAGCUCCGGCUCCUGCAGAACCUCAAGACCCUCUGGAUCGAGUCCAAUUGCCUGCAGUUCCUUCCCGAGGUGGUGUGUGAGCUCAGGCUGCUCAAGACUUUGCACGCUGGCUCCAACGCCCUGCGCACGCUCCCCCCGCAGCUGCGGUGCCUGCGGGAGCUCCGCACCAUCUGGCUGUCGGGCAACCUCCUGUCCGAGUUCCCCCCCGUGCUCCUGGACAUGCCUUUUCUGGAGGUGAUCGACGUGGAUCGCAACUCCAUCUGGUUCUUUCCCAGCCUGGCUCAUCUCCCGGGACUGAAGCUGGUGACCUACAACCACAACCCGUGCCGAAACGCACCCAAAGUGGCCAAAGGGGUGCGCCGGGUAGGGAGGUGGUCGGAGGAAAGCCCUGAACCCCGCAAGAGAUCCGGGGCGGUGGUAGAAAUGAUGUUUGAUGAGAAACCAUCACUACCUCUUGCUGCCAAGCCUGAGCCAGAGGUCGAGCCCUGCUGAUGCUGAUGCUCAGCUGGCCAUCAGCAAAAGCACCGUGUGCCCACAGUCGCUGCCA